CCUAUCCAAACUCUCAAAUAGAGAUAAAGGAAGCGAAGUCAGAGAGCUUACAGUACUCCAUCUUCCUUGAAGUCUCUCUCUGUCUUGUAGUUGUGUGAACUGUGAAGUGAAAACUAGGGAAGAAAGUGCAGAGAGAAAAUGGCUCUAGCAGUUGGAAGAAACAUAGCAGCGCCAUUGUUGUUUCUCAACUUGAUACUGUAUACUUUGGUUGUGGGCUUUGCUAGUUGGUGUCUUAAUAGGUUCAUCAAUGGCCAGACAGGCAAUCCUGGGUUUGGAGGAAAUGGUGCAACUAUAUUCUUCCUGGUAUUUUCCAUAUUGGCUGGCGUGGUCGGUGUGGCUUCAAAAUUUGCUGGAAGCAACCAUAUGAGGGCUUGGAGGAACGACAGCCUUGCUGCCGCUGGGUCUUCAUCGCUCGUGGCAUGGGCCGUGACCGCCUUGGCGUUUGGGUUGGCAUGCAAGGAGAUAAGUAUAGGAGGAUGGAGGAGUUGGAGACUGAGGAUACUGGAAGCUCUGAUAAUAAUUCUGACCUUCACCCAACUAUUGUAUCUGCUACUGCUUCAUGCUGGUUUAGUAAGCAGCAAGUAUGGCCCAGGCUAUAGGGACACUACUAACUACGGUCUUGGGGCUGCUGAGGUUGAGCCGGCUCAUAAGGUUGGGGGUAUGACUGGAGUUAGGGCGUAGAGAGUAGAGAGCCCCCAAGUUCAGCAGCUGGAACAAAGCAGAUAAAAAGAACUGGUUUUCAUCAGCUCCCAUAUUUAGUUCAGUUCAGUUGAUCUUGAGUUGUGUGUGGUUCAAGUAACUGUGUCUUUUGUUUCCUUUUGUUUCCUUCUUUUGCUUUUGUUAGUAGCAUGUGGUUAAGUGGCUCUUUGGUUGUGGAGUUGUUGUUUCUUCUAUAUGGAGACUUUAACUUUCUGUAGUUACUUAACAAAGACACUUGGUGGCCUCCUAACCGAAGGUCUUCGGUGGUGUAAAUGUGCAAGUAUAUAUUGGACAAUUGGUUUUUGUAUUUUUCU
This is a messenger RNA of Nelumbo nucifera (sacred lotus), 1013 nucleotides long. Its product is annotated as AWPM-19-like family protein. The record is from RefSeq and is a predicted model, not a curated record. Lineage: Eukaryota; Viridiplantae; Streptophyta; Magnoliopsida; Proteales; Nelumbonaceae.